AUGGCACCAAAGAGCCGCAUCAUUAUCGAUACCGACCCGGGUGUCGACGAUGUUCUCGCUCUGCUGUUGGCAUUUGCAGCAAAGAAAGAAGAGCUCGAGGUUCUCCUCGUUUCCUUGACGUUCGGAAACAUUGAUGUGCAGAGCUGUCUGAGAAAUGUCGUGUCUUUGUUCCAUUGGAUCGAGAAAGAGAUUGAGUGGAGAAAGGUGAAUGGGUUGCCAGAAGGGUUCGAGGCAUUAAGAGCACACAAACCUCUUGUCUCGGUUGGCGCUGAAGAGCCGCUUGCGGACCAGAUGAUGCUGGCUGACUAUUUCCAUGGAAGUGACGGGCUGGGUGGAAUCCACUCAAGCCAUCCGCACCUCACGCCCGAGGAAACAUGGAAAAGCCUUUUCGCAUCUGCUCUGUCUUCGUCUGACGCGGAAACUGUGGCUGCGGCCCGUGAAGCCCAGCAACCGAACGCGCUCUUUGCGCCGUCGACACAGCGUUCACACCUGGAGAUUUUGCGCCUACUUCGGGAGAACGAGCCCAAUACCAUCUCCAUCAUCGCCAUCGGACCGCUGACGAACUGCGCUCUCGCUGCUGCCGCCGACCCGGAGACAUUCCUGCGCGCAAAAGAGGUCGUCGUCAUGGGCGGCACCAUCGCCGAGACCGGAAAUGUACUUCCUCCCCCAUCCUCGUCAGCUAGAACUGAGCGGCCACCGCCCUUCAAUCUGAUCAAGGCGCCGGACACACCCUUGAGAGCUGCGCUAAACAAACGCAACCAGGUCACUCCCGUAGCUGAGUUCAACACAUAUGCCGACAGCAUUGCUGCCGCACGUGUUUAUGCUCUCACGAGCGCUCUCCCGGAAAGCACCAUGCCGCCGACGCCGCCUGCACCGCCGGGCAAGGAGCACGACCACUUGAAGCCCUAUCCGAAGAAUUUGAGCAAGAAGCUCAAAGUCGCCAUGUUUCCGCUCGACAUUACACACAAGCAUGAGCUCACCCGCGGCCAGUUCGACGCCGCCAUCGCCUCCCGCCACACCGCCGGCUCUCCGCUCGCGACGUGGGCGUCAGUCUUCCUCAGCAGCACCUUCCGCAAGAUUGAAAGCCUGUCCAGCUCCGACAAGGAUGCCGUGGCAGAAACCGUCUCGCUCGCCCUGCACGACCCUCUGUGCGUAUGGUAUGCCAUGAGCCCGGAUGACCCGCGUUGGAAGUGGGCGCCCGGCCGUGAGGACCGGAGAGGUGUGCCGGGCGAGGAGGAUGGAUACGAGGACAUCAGAGUCGAGACGAGCGGGCAGUGGACGAGGGGUAUGUGCAUGGUGGAUAGGAGGGAGCGGAGGCUGAGGAAUGACGACGGCGAAGGGGGCGAGGUGCCCGGCGACACCGGGAAUUGGCUUGGCAGAAAGGCAGGUAACAGGAUCAGGAGGUGCGUUGGGAGCCCUGGUGAGGAGAGGUUUGCAAAGGAGCUGCUGGAGAGGGUGUUUGGUUAG
This is a messenger RNA of Lasiodiplodia theobromae, 1467 nucleotides long. Its product is annotated as Inosine uridine-preferring nucleoside hydrolase. Gene Ontology annotation, cellular component: cytosol. NCBI's taxonomy places the organism in Eukaryota, Fungi, Ascomycota, Dothideomycetes, Botryosphaeriales, Botryosphaeriaceae. The transcript has 7 exons. The record is from RefSeq and is a predicted model, not a curated record. Gene Ontology annotation, biological process: purine nucleoside catabolic process. Gene Ontology annotation, molecular function: purine nucleosidase activity. Bases 1 to 1467 code for a protein of 488 amino acids.